This is a messenger RNA of Stylophora pistillata, 2912 nucleotides long. RefSeq lists its product as uncharacterized. NCBI's taxonomy places the organism in Eukaryota, Metazoa, Cnidaria, Anthozoa, Scleractinia, Pocilloporidae. Gene Ontology annotation, molecular function: protein binding. The record is from RefSeq and is a predicted model, not a curated record.
UUACGGGAUUGAUUGUGGAGUGAAACGAAGGAUUUCUUGCCAAGCUAAAUCAGCGCCAAAAUGUGGCUGAUUUUCUGAGAAAAACAACAAGGGUGGGGGAUGAUUGGAAGUGUGUAAGCAUUGCAGUCAACAGAUGACGGCUCUGCAAGCAGAAAUUCGUCUUAACAGUCUCAAAAGUGUUGUGUUUCGAUUGGAAAGUUCCAUCAACAAGCCAGUUGGAGACGAGAAUGUGCUGCUUGCUCCACUCUGCGAUGGCAUAGAGGCGAUUUUUAGAUUUGGACUGAAGAGUUCCGUUUUCGGUCUCAAAAAAUGGGAUUAUUGGUGUUGGUUAGAGGCGCUGAUCGAUUACCUACCCAAUGAUAGGCAGAAGCUGGCUUACAUACAUACGGUAACGUUCGUAAAAUCAUGCAAAAAGAUCAAUUCAUAUCAGGGAUAUGGCCGACAGUUCAUUCGCCUCGCUCUGAUGAAGGGGCUUCUUCCGUACACAGUUCAGAGUCUAGCCAACUCAGCCAUACUCAAGUACUGGUACAGCGACUCUGCAGUUGUUCGAGAUAAAGUCAUGAGAGAAAUGCUGCUAGAAAUCUUGAAAGAAGUCAAUGAACAUGUCUUCACCCUGGACUUGAAGAAUUGCAGUUUUCUGGAUGAAACAUGGUUGAUUCCUGUUCUCAGGCAUGUUGAUAUCGUACCUUGUAAACAGCUCGGUUUGAUUGUGAGAACCGUAAACGGGAGAGUCAUGGUGGCUCAUGUGAGGAAAAACAGCGCUGCGGAAGAUGCUGGCAUUGCAUAUGGCGACACCCUGGACGAGCUGGUAGGGAUUGCCCUGCACAAGACUACGGCAAGCAAGGUUGUUGAUCUUCUUAAACGAAACACUGGCAGGCCAGUUUCUUGCACGUUCGUAAAGGGCAAACUCUCCACUGGACAGCUUUUCCCGCCAUCAGCAGAGCGCAUGACUGUAAUAACCGCUGAUCCUUACACGGAGGAGGAUAACGAUUUUGGCAAAGCUCCACAGCAGCUGGCAGGAUUCGAGGAGACUCCAGUUCAUGCGUCAGACACAAUUGCCAAAUAUACAGCCACGUAUUAUGGAAAAUUGGCAGUUGGUGAGGAUGGAGGUGUUGCAGUUAUUGAAGACUCUAUUCUGGACAUUUUAAAACAGAACAACAAACCAAAGCCUGUCUUCCUGAACCUAACCGAGACAAAUAUUGUGGUCACAGACCAAGCGACAUCAAAGGUUUUGGGAAUACACUCAUUUACUGAAACCUCGUCUUGUGGUCGACGUGCAGACAGAAAAGAAAUGAUUGCUUUCGUGUCAGGGGAAACAACAUGUACUAUGGCAAAAAAUUUUUAUUGCUACGUGUUUGAGAUGACCACCGAAAGAAUCGCCAAAGUCGUUUUGUACAGCAUUGCUGAUGGUUUUCUUCGCACAGUGUGGUUUGUAUGAGGAAACAACUUCAAAAGGGACAGCGGUAUUACCUCCGCACAUAAUGAGACCUCAUAGUGUUUAAGAAUACACAGUUUGUGUUUUUAAAACUAUGACAAAAAAAUAUGACAACGGGAUUCUCUUUGUUAAUAAGGCCGUCUUAUGCGGUUUAACAUUCAGAUUGUGUUUUUAAUUCACAACUUUAAAUGGGACAAAGGGGGUUGCCUCUACACAUAGUGACACCUCGUGCAGUUUAAUACACAUUUUGUGUUUUUAUUUCACCGAGCAAAUCCUUCCUCAAGGUGAACUGAACUUGAAUCUCCGCGUUUUGGUGUACAGUCCAACGUUGCAUACUCUACAUAGAAGUGCAUAAGGAUAACAGACAGAAUUUCAUACCGGAGAUCGAAUUUGUUAGAGAAGGAUGUUUAUUCCUCUUGACACGAAAGAAAAAUCCUCAGUUCCCAUGAGGAAUUGAAUUUCUUCGUUCAGCUGGAUCAGAGAGCUCUAGAAUUCUCCAAAUCUCCCAGCAGCCUUUUCUAACUGUUGAGAGCAUGUUUGAUUUUCCACUCAAGGUGUGAAAAGGGGAUUUGGAGAUUUUAAAAUUUAGCUUAUUCUAUUCAACUAAAAUCAGGGCCUCGUGUGCCAAAGAAUUUAGUGAGAAAUGACUGACUGACUUCAACUUGAAUUGUUGAAUUUUAUCAGUGAGACUUUAAUAUUCCAUUAUCUACUUAAUAGUUGUCUUUGCAUGAACUGUUUAUAGAGCUAAACGCGAAGGUCACCGUCUAAGUAGCUUGAUCUGAUCUAAUUCUUAUGGGGAAUGUUUUCCUAACCCGGCAAUGCGCAUGCGAACCUUGGGUGUAGAUAUUUUGAGAAUUUCGAAUUUAAUCUUGCCUUGAAAGGGGGUCAUGUAAGUUGACAAAUGCAUUUUCUGUCUAAUUUACGGCAUUAGGUCGUAUCCUUAAAAAAUAAUUCUGUAUUUUAUCAUAUAGUUGAAUUCUCAGAAUACAUUUGAAGGUGUCAGAUAGCUGACCGAUGAUUUAAAUAACUUAAUCAAUAAACGUCCAAUGUUUUUCCCUUCAAUGAAAGAUAUCAUAGCUCAUAGCUAGUAGCUAGAGAUGACAUUUUUUUUGGCAGAGCCGACAUGUUUCUUUGUCGAAUGCUAUUGUUGGGGUUUUUAAUUGGCCUGACUCCGCAUAAAGUUCAAAAGCUUUUCAAUUAUUUUUAAUUUACUGACCAGUAGAAACUUCUCAAUGAUUUACUCAGUCUGACACAGUGUAUGAACACACAAAAAGAGAUUGUGUAUGAUCAGGAAGCUUUCAACAUAAACUGCUGUUCUAGUGAUUUCACACAUAAUGUUCAAGUUGCCAGCGUUCUUUACCAUUCACCUCUCUUGCCUAUGAUUCACCGCACCAAGUUUUCUUUCAGUGCACUUUUCAAAGAAAACUUGUUGGUAUUAAGUAAAACACGACAAUAAAACUUCUUCUUAGACCCUCUA